Melanotaenia boesemani (Boeseman's rainbowfish) is the source of this 3630-nucleotide messenger RNA. RefSeq names its product delta-like 4 (Drosophila) (gene dll4). Gene Ontology annotation, biological process: cell communication; Notch signaling pathway; heterophilic cell-cell adhesion. The record is from RefSeq and is a predicted model, not a curated record. Gene Ontology annotation, molecular function: calcium ion binding. Gene Ontology annotation, cellular component: protein-containing complex; plasma membrane. NCBI's taxonomy places the organism in Eukaryota, Metazoa, Chordata, Actinopteri, Atheriniformes, Melanotaeniidae.
GUGAUGAACAUCCGUGGCGCACUGACGCAUCGAGUUCAGCACCAAAACAAGCUCUGAGCCUCAUACACUCAGCGGAGUGACACAUUGUGGAGUACAGUGCCAUGCGAGGAGAGGACGUCUGUUAACAGAAAGACGCGCAGCUCUGGAUAUUGCUCUUUCCUCACCUUAGGAUAACUUGGAGAUUGGAAACGCUUCUUUUGGACGCUUUCGACGCACGGCACUAAGGAGCUAUUGAGAACUCCCUUGGAGUGGAUGAUUUAAUAUGUGUUUUAGUUUUUUCUUUCCAUUUGUUUCCAUUGGUGUAAAUCCAUAAAUCCAUCGGAAUAAGAAGGUUUUGUUGCUUUUUUGGCUGGUGACGCGGCUGCCCUGGAGAAACUAGAAGGAUGGCAGCCUGGUUCACCUUUACCGUCGCGUUCAGCACCACGUUGAUAUCACAGGUAUUUGGAUCGGGAGUUUUUGAGCUGGAUCUCCACGAAUUUAAAAACUACAGAGGUUUGCUGGCAAACGGAAACGCGUGCAAGCCCAGCUGCAGGACUUAUUUUAGAAUUUGUUUGAAGAACUAUCAGGCUGUGGUCUCGCCAGGUGACUGCAUCUUUGGAAGUACAAUGACACCAGUUGUGGGGACAAACUCUUUCAGCGCCAAGGACAGCGGCACUUUACCUAGACCGAUUCAAAUCCCCUUCAAGUAUGGAUGGCCGGGGUCAUUUUCAUUAAUAAUUGAAGCCUGGCAUUCACCUUAUGGAAAUCUACCUGUAGAUACCAACAACCCGGACUUUCUGAUAAGCUUUUUUGCCAUUCAAAGACAACUGGGUGUAGGAACUGACUGGUCGCAGAAUACACAGACCGGAAAGCAGUCUCAGGAGCUGAGAUAUUCCUAUCGGUUCAUCUGUAACGAAAGUUACUAUGGAGAAAGCUGUUCCAAAAAAUGCACACCUAGGGAUGACCGGUUUGGCCACUACACCUGCACCCGAAGUGGACAGUUAUCCUGUCUCCCUGGCUGGAAGGGGAAAUACUGCGAAGAACCAAUCUGUCUUGAGGGUUGCAGUGAGAGGAAUGGAAACUGCUCCAAACCUGGGGAGUGUGUAUGCAGAGACGGUUGGCAGGGCACCUUCUGUGACGAGUGCAGGAAGUAUCCGGCCUGCAAGCACGGUUCCUGCGAGCUGCCGUGGCAGUGUAACUGCCAGGAGGGCUGGGGGGGCCUAUUAUGUGACCAAGAUCUGAACUUCUGCACCCAUCACCAUCCCUGCUUGAACAGUGCCACCUGUAUGAAUACGGGCCAAGGGAGCUAUACGUGCACAUGCUUGCCUGGAUUUACAGGGGUUAACUGUGAACUGGAGAUGCAGGAGUGUGACAGCAACCCCUGCAGGAAUGGAGGGAUCUGCACAAAUCUGGAGAGCGGCUACAUGUGCACAUGUCCGCAAGGUUUCGAGGGCUCACACUGUGAGCACAGCCUACUGACAUGCAACGACUCCCCAUGCUUCCAUGGGGGCAAAUGCUGGGAAAAAGACAAUGGUCGCAGCUAUAUGUGCGAGUGUCCCCGCGGAUACACUGGACUCAACUGCGAGAAGAGAGUGGACAAGUGCACGUCGCUUCCCUGCGCUAAUGGUGGUCUGUGUCUGCUCCAAGGCAGUGUGCGCAUGUGUAGCUGCCGCGCAGGGUUCACCGGCCAGCGCUGCGAAAUCAACAUCAAUGAAUGUGCUGGUAACCCCUGCCUUAAUGGAGGCACCUGCCAAGACCGAAUCAACGACUACAUGUGCACUUGUCCAGCAGGCUAUGGUGGGCGCAACUGUGACAGAGUCUUGGACGAGUGUUCCCUUCGGCCAUGCCUCAAUGGGGGCUUUUGCACUGGAGGUGGCGAGCCAGGGAAGCCUCCGGCGGCCUGCACCUGCCCUUCAGGCUUCACCGGACCCAGAUGCGAAUCCUUCGCCACUUUCGAGUCUACGGGGCAGAUUGAAGAUGGCUUUCAGUGGGCAGCUGUUUCUCUGGCUGUGGGGCUGGUCGCUCUGCUCGUGCUGCUGUGCAUGGUGGGCCUGGCUUUGAGGCACAUCCACAGACAGGCAGGAAGGCUGGACGGGGAAACAGAGACUAUGAACAACUUCUCAAAUGUUCAAAGGGACAAUCUGAUCCCAGCAUCCCAGCUGAAAAACACCAACCAGAAAGUCAGUCUGGAGGUGGACUGUGAUUCAGAGAAAUCAAACUUUAUCCAUAAAAAUUAUCAUUUGGACUCUUACAACUCUAAAUCAAAAGAGUUCAAGGAUGAAAAGUCACAAGAAGAGAAACAUCUUAUUUAUGACAAGUGUUUAGAAGAUAAAAUGCCUUUGAGUAGAAUGUACAGUGAAAAGCCAGAGUGUAGAAUAUCUACAAUAUGUUCCUCACGGGACUCCAUGUACCAGUCGGUAUUUGUUAUAGCAGAAGAAAGAAGGGAAUGCGUCAUAGCAACUGAGGUAUAAACUGUGAGGGGUCAGAAAGCAAGGGAAGGAGGACGGAGACACAAUCGAGGCAGAAUAUUAUAUUCUGGAUUGUUUACAAAUGCUGAGAAGAGACUGGAGAUUGUUUUAGAUGUUCACUGCUGCUCUGGAACACUAAAGAACGGGAGAGGGCAGAGACUUCUGCUCUGAAAACAAACUCAACAAAAAAUAAACAAAAACACACACAAAAAAAAAGACGCAGAACUGAGAAAAUUUAUGUUGACCGAGUGUUUAUAUGCAAAGCAUGUACAGUGAAGGACCUCUCAGUUUUAAAGAGACUGACUACACGAGGUGAAAUGCUUGUUUAUAAUCUCGGCCAACCUGGACAGUAAAAAGAGGCAAAGGUGGACCUUUGCCCCUCGUACCUGACCCCUGGCCUUGUUUGAUAAUCAAGAUGACUCUGACAGCCAACCAAUCUGUGAAAAAGGUGCCUAAGAUUUGACCCCUCCAAAUCGUCCCCUCCUCCCCAACACUCACUCCUGCCAGCUUCGCCUGCUAUGCAAGACUCAGGGUCGAGAUGAGUGAACUCACCCCGCUGUCACAAUCCAGUCUCACCAACAAUAAAAAAUAUGAAUGUCUGAAACUAAUCCUCAACUGUCACUCAUGUGAAAAUGACUGAUUGGACUUGUCAGCAUGAGGGUGGAGAACGUAUGCAGCCCAAAAUCACUAGAAGCCUUAAAAGAGGGGGGUUUUAAAAGCUAAAUUUGUGCCCUUGUCUGUUCUUGGAUCAUUUGCACUACAAGACGACGAAGAAAGAGACGAAAAGCGUGGGGAAAGUACUUUUUAAUCAACAGGGAUUUGAAAAAAGAGAACCAUAGGAGCCCAACAGUCAGUGCAGUGCCAGCAAGAUCCAAGAGAAAGUGCGCAUUUUUUUUUUUUUUAUGCAACCCAACUAAAAACAAAGAGACUCAAAACAAGGAGAAAACACACCACUGCCUGCCUAUAAGAAAUUUCAAAAGUACAGAACCAAUAAUGUAAUUUUUUUUAAAUGAUUAUUUCCAGAGUUUAAUUUAAAUAUGACACACUGCUCUUUAUAUGUUUUAUAACAUUAUUUUGUAUAUAAUGCAUAUUUAUAAGGACCAAACUUCUGAAGAAUAAAACUUCCUUGAAAACUGUUUUGUCAGUAAAUGGAAAAAGAAAUUAAAAAGUGUUUUUAAAUAAU